AUGGCGAAUGAAAAAUACACUAACGCCUCCGGGGAACAGUUCUUUCCACCUUUUCCAUGUCGUCGACCUUAUCACUCACUGUCUCUCCCUCUCUCUCCUCUCAUCAUUUUUAGUUACUACCGAGCGCCAGAGAUCAUUCUCGGAAUGCCCUACUCGGAGAAUGUGGACAUUUGGUCACUGGGCUGUAUCUUCGGUGAAAUGUUUUUGGAGCGUAUCCUCUUUCCCGGCUACGAUUACAUUGACCAGUGGAGUAAAAUUACCAGUGAGCUGGGCAGUCCGAGUGAGGAAUUUGUCAACCGGCUGGAACCCCAGGUGCGUGAAUACGUCCUCUCGCAGCCGCACAUUCCCCAGCGCUCCUUCGUCGACCUCUUCCCCAAUGACGCAUUCCCCCAGAACAACCAGGUUCGUCUCACUCUUCUCCUCCACUUCUUAUACAUUCAGUUUUACUGGUAA
Molecule: messenger RNA, 453 nt
Organism: Dibothriocephalus latus
Lineage: Eukaryota; Metazoa; Platyhelminthes; Cestoda; Diphyllobothriidea; Diphyllobothriidae
Source: the annotation of a GenBank genome assembly